UGUAUGUGUGUGUGACUUACGUCAACAUGCAGUCGGGUCGCUCCAAAUAUCUCGUCUAUUUAUGUAAAUCGUAGACUCGUAGUAAAUUCGUAAAAAUCGCGCCUACUAGAUUUCUGGCCGAGAUCGCGGUUCGAGAAUUCGUUUGUUUGGCCACGGUCCCUGUGGUGCACCCUGUUCGGCGAUUUAUAUCUUCAGCUUGUGAUGGAUGACCUACCAUCGGCGACCAGUAGUCGAUUGCGAGAAUGGGUUACAAAAACGGAAAGAAAAGGAGAAACGAAAAAAUAGAAGCUCAGUAAAGUAAACAGUAUAAAACAAACAAGAUGGGGAAUUCCUGCAGCAGCGGACAAGCUCACAAAGACAAAGACAACAUGUCUCAAAGAUCUGAGGAAUCGGGAAGUUACCAAGUGAGAACGAGUCUGCCGACAGAAAAACAACAAACUCUACUCAACCACGUGACGUCCCAUUCUGGCGUCAUAUUGGAACCCGCUACUGCCGGGAAACCUCAACUGCUUUCGGGUAAUACUCCAUCCAGUACUUCGAGUACUUUAGAAAAAAAAUCGAAUUUUAGCAAAGCCGCCAAAGGCGCACUCGCCAGUGUGUCUGAUUCGGUAUCUUUAAGCUCUCCUCCAGACAACCAAAGUCCCAAAGAGUUCCCAAAAUUAUUCGAAGGCAACAUACCGCAAGAAGUCUCUGAUCUGAACGAAAAUCUUCAGAACCUGAUCAUGGGAAAGAUAGCGCAAACGAAAACCGCCUCGAAAAGCCGAAAAAUCGUGAUUUAUAUUUGUGCAGCAGAUUCACAAGAUUGUAACGUUGAGAAAGGAGCCCUACACAAUAAAAUUUAUCCACAAUUGAGAGCCACUUGCAGGUCCAAAGGUUACGAACUUCACAUAGUUGAUCUGCACUGGAAAACCUUAUUGGAAAAGCAACAAGAUCACGAAUUUCCCGAGCUGUGUAUUGGAGAAUUAACGAGGCAAAUGGAAGUUGCUUAUAUCAUACCAGUUCUAUUUCUGAACAAUUCGUUAGGCACGCAGCUACUACCAAUCACGAUAGAAAGUACAGAUUUUAAAAUGGCAAUGGAUAGUGCUGAGAAUCAGUCAGCGCAAGGACUAUUGUCGAAAUGGUAUAUGUUGGACAGUGAUGCGCAGCCUCCUUGCUACAGACUUCGACCCAUAUCAAGCCAUAUCCCAGGAUUCAAUGAAUCCUCGCUGCAGGACAGAGAGAAAGCGUUUGCCGAAUGGGCUACGGAGAUUGAUAAAAUGCUCGGGGUUCUGAUUACUGUAUUUACGCAGGAACUUCGUGAUACAUAUUUAACCACUGUCGUUGAACAGGAAGUACACAACACUGUAUUCAUGAGUCAAGAACUGGCCAAAAGAUGUAUCUGGUUGAACAGGGUAUACAUUCCUACAGCAAAAACUCCAGAUAAUAUGAGUCCGGGAGAAGCGGAAGCCUAUAGGAGAUUAGAUAUUUUACAAAAAGACUUGAAGAACCAGUUAGCUGAAAAACACAUAGUUAGGAUACCAGUAAAGUUCGUAGAUGGUGGUAUCAACGUAAACAUCCCUGAACAUGAGGAUUAUAUGCUAAAUGUCGUCCACCAUCUGAAAAAACAUCUUAGCGAAAUGAUAAACACCAUCAUAGAUGAGCAUCAAAGUAAAACCAUGUUAAAACCUAGUUACGGUAUUGAAGCGACUUUAUUCGAAGAGCUAAAUCAGCAGACCAGUUUUUGCCAAAAAGCUGUCCAGUGUAGCACUAACCGGGAAAAAACAGUGAACGAUGUGAAAGGGUACUUAACUGGAAACAGUACUAAUCCCUUGGUGAUUUACGGGCCCAGUGGUUGCGGGAAAACUACGCUGCUUGCUAGAGUUGCACAGUGUUGCCAACAGUGGUUGCCGGAAGCUUUCUUAAUAGUCAGAUUCGUCGGCAUUAGUGCGCAGUCUAGUACAAUCGAACAACUUUUGAGUUCCAUCACUAAUCAGUGUUCAAUUUUAAAUUACGGUCAUAAAUGCCAUUGUAAUCACAACAUAGAAACAUACCAGAAAGUUCUUCUUAGUCUACUAACCGCCAGCUGUCUUCAGCGACCACUAGUCAUCCUCUUAGACGGACUGGACCAAGUCAGAACGUACAGUUCCAAAAAUAUAGAUUGGCUGCCCACCGUGCUACCCGAUAACAUAAAAUUAAUCAUCUCUGUAUCAGAGAACAGUGAUAUGCAUGCCAAAAUUAGCGAAAAGCUGAACCAAGAUAGCUUCGUGCAGGUACCGGUUCUAGGCGAGAGCGAAGCUAAAGGAAUUUUGAUGUCGAGCGUAAUGCAAUACAAUCAUAGCGUUAAUUCUAAAAUUCAAGACUGCGUGCUGAAAUCUGUUCAAGAGUGCACCAUUCCGUUAUAUUCGAAGGUUUUAGCCUGGCAAACGUCCUGGUGGGUGGAUAAAGAACACGAAAUAGUUCCUAAAGGAAACGUCAAUGAACAGCUGCAUCUUAUGUUAGAAGAACUGGAAGCCAUUUUGGGUGAAACGCAAGUCCAACACGCUCUUGCCCUUCUAACUUGUACCAAGCAUAGUCUGACGGAUUCGGAAAUGAUCGAUUUGUUGGCUUUCGACGAGAGCUUUCAUACAGACACCACAUAUGUUUCGUGGGCACCAGCUUGUCUGGCUUGGUCAAGGCUGAACAAGUACCUGGCGCCGUUUCUUCACUGGACGCUCACUGGUACGGCGUUGGGUGUCCAAUGGAAAGACAGUAUGUUGAAAAAGAUUGCUUCAGAGAGAUUUAAGCAGCACAAACCGUGGGGGCAUCGUAUGCUGUACGAUUAUUAUCAGGGUCGAUGGUGGAAUAGCAAACCCAUCAACCUACAAGCUCGGCUAGUGAUCCAAGAAAACAAAUUAGAAAAAUGUUACAAUCGCCGUAGAUUAGACGAACUUCCCUACCAACACUACGAAUUGCAUUCUAACCUAGAAAACUCCAUCUAUCUCAGCGAUCCGUCAUGGAUCUACGACAAAGUCUGCGGCUCCAACUGCUACCAGAUCCUCGAAGACAUCAACCUCCAAGCGACAAUUUCUAGUCAACUAACCCACAUCCUGCGGGACUUCAUCCAAACGCACGCCGCCAUCUUGAAUUAUGACGGGAAGCAGUUCUACUCGCACAUGUACAAAUACCUCAGCGAUAAAAUUAACAAACGCGAAAUUAGCAUAGAGAAUAACGAUAGUAGUCUAUCGAGGGUGUACAGUGUUUGUAGAGACCCGCCGGUGUUGUCUUUGAUUGCUGUGAACGAGGCGGAUUUGGAUAGUGCGGAAAGUGAGAAGUGCGCAGACGCGGUGAAGGAUCAGAAAACUUUUGAUGUAGUGGUGCGGUUGCCGAAAACUGAUCAAUUUAUCGUUACCGUGUCUACGAAUAGUAAAGAACUUUGUGUAUGGGACGUUAUCAAUUGCCAACCCGUUCGGAUAUUACAAGGGGUGCCCAAUCCCAUCAAUUUAAUUCCAAUAGAUCAAUUAAAAUGUAUAGUACUGUGUAGGAGAGAAUUACGAACGUUUGAUUUGAAUUCUGGUAGUUUUUUAACAAAACUGAAGGGUGUCAUGAACCAAAAGAUGCCCUUCUACGGGCUACACGACCAAUCCCAUUUAGUGGCACUCAGUAGAAAUAGGAUGUACAUAAAUCUUAUGAAUUUGGAUAGUGGUGAUUGCGUUACUACAUUCAAGGCGGGGGAAGACCGCUUUCUCAAUUCCCUGCUAGUUUCGGGGGAUGGGAGAGUCCUUGUUUGUGGUGACGAAACUCAAAAGCCAUUUCCGUUGUUAGUGUGGAACUUAAAAUCUAGAAAAUUAUUAUACGAUCUCAGAAUUCCCCAUCAUCAUUUUAUCACAGCAUUAUCUGCCAUUACAUACGAAGGAAAUUACGUGUGUUGUGUAUGUUACGAAAUAUCAGAACCAAAUCCAAAUUUUAUCGUAGUUUAUGAUUUGCAAAGUGGUACGCUGUUCAAAAAAUGGAAGCCAUCUUGCAAUACGGUUUCUAUAGAAAUAAGCUCACAAGGUGGCUGUGUCAUAUCUGGUCUAGAAGACGCCAGGAUUCUUGUAUGGGACCUCAUAACUGGUAAUUGUAGAUGGUCUUUAAGUGGACAUACAGCGCCAGUUACCACGUUAAAACUAGAUCCUACAGGAGUUUUUUGCCUUUCGAGGGAUUCCGAAUGCAGGGAUAGAUCCAUUCGUAUUUGGGACCUUAACAAAGGUGAUUUGGUAGCAGUUUACACACCGAAAACCAAGAUAACUGCUUGUGAAAUCACUUCGAAUGGCCGAUUCGUGGUUCUAGCUUUAGAAGGUUGCAAGAAUCUGGUAACCCUGUCGCUGAGAGGUCCUAACGUUUCCGAAAGACCAGAAAUCGAGACUUACGGUGACGCAGAAAAUACCGGAAAAACGUUCAUUUUGCCGGAAAACUGCUGACCUGCAAAAUAGGAACUUAGUUUUCAAUUGUCUGACGUUUAAAUUAUGCCAUAACGAUUUUUGAAUCAUUUAAAGAGUUGAUGUACGGACACUGAGCAAUAACAAUUAUUUCUUUUCAAAUAUAGUUUUUAUUAAUCAUUUUUUAAUUGGAUGUAGAGACAUCACAAAAGUAGAAGUACAAUGGCAGUGCAAAUGUGAAGGUUAUUGGCCCUAAUAAUUUGAUUCACCUUAUUUGUAUUUUCUACAUUUUAUUUAUUUUACGUCUUGAUCUCAUUUGAUUUUGGAAUUAUUUUCCUUAUUAAAAAUUGCUUGCCUGGGUUUUAUCCCAUCUAGUUUUUGAACUAACUGGGUAGUGCAAGCGAGCAUGAUUUUACCUAACAUCUUUAUUAAUAAAUAAAGCAUUUCUAAAUAGUUACCUAUAAGUCAUGCAUCAGAAUAUUAUUAGUUAAAUUUAAAUAAAUAAGGUUAAAUUUUGUUAAAUCAUUAACAAUCCCAAAAACCAUUGAAGUUGUGACAAGUCGUUGGCCCUUUAACGAAUGUGAUGGUAAUUAACUGCCGUUAAUUUUUAUUUUUUAGUUGGGCCGUUUAUGGCUUUUUAACUGUUUCCAACAUGCAACUGUAAAAUUGUUAUGACCCUUUUAAUAUCUGUAAUUAACUGCCCUUUAACCUUAAAUUAUUCAAUGGGCCGUAGAUGGCUUUUAAUCGGUUUUUACAUACAACUGUAAAAUGAUUAUGGCCCCUUUUAAAUUUGUAAUUAAUUUCCUUUAAUCUUUAAUUAUUUGAUUGUUUCUCAUAUGCAACGGUAAAAUUAUUAUAUUUCUUUUGAAAUUUUUAAUUAACUACCAUUUAAAUUUAAUUAUUCGAAGGCUUUUCAACUGUUUCCCAUUAUUAAAAAGAAAAAUAUAUUGCAUUAAGCUAAUUAUUAUACAAAGUGACAAAAGAGAGCUAAAAUUGAGGAUUGCGCUAUUAAUACUCAUAGUUUUCAAAAAUAACUUUCAUUUAAUGUUACACGAUACAUUUACUUUAAUCGCCCAGCAUCAUUUUUAUAAGAGCCUUUUAAAUGGAAUUUAACAUUAUUAUUAUUAUUAUUAUUAUUAUUAUUAUGCAAAACUGCUGGCCAUGUGCAGGCCUAUCACUACUUGUCUUUUAAUGUUACGAGUUUUAUGCAAGGCCACUGAUAUUAUGGGAAACUACUUAUUGCUGGUAAAGUGACGACGGCCUUCUGGCGUCCGUUGUGACAAAAAAGACGACUUACCAAUGUCAGGCCAUCAACAAAAAGCUACUACUUGAACUAACGUACAUACGUUUAAGGGUAGAUAAUUUGCCAUAACAAAAUAAUUAUUAGGAAAUGAAAUAUUCGUUAAUAUUUUUUUUUGGAAAACAGUAAUGUUUAAGAAAUUGAUAGAAAAAGAUAUAGAGAAUUUGUCAUUCAUUAUAAUGACGUUUCUAUAUUCAAUCAAAUUAAUUAAAUCUUUAUUAAGUUUCAUUUUAAUGAGGUAUUUAAAUGUUUCUAAUUUUUGUACAUUCUUAUGUUCUGAUGAAGUAUAUUAAAUAGCCUAAUUCCAGUUAUCGGUUCUUUGGUACAAAUAUUUAGAUGCAUAAAUAAUAAUAAUAAUAAUAAUAAUAAUACUCUCCCUAAUUCACCACCUUACGAGUGAAUUUCAACCCCUGAAGUCGACUGAACGACUUGUGUAGGGGAAGGGACGGCUAUUAUUAUUAUUAUGUGCCGUGGCGCUCCGGGGCAACUUAAGGAUGAUUGAUGGUGCCAUUUGACUUACAGGUGAGGAAAACCCGGAAAACCUCACCCACCAUCAUCGAGACGAUAAUGUAUGGCGAUUUUAUAAUCUGCAUGUCAUAUCAAUAGAAAUUAAAUUUCUAUUAAUACGGCACACAUCAAAUCCUAAACCGAACCAUGCAAUUUAAUUAAAAAUCCACAUGGUCCGGUCUGGGAUUCGAAGCCCAGCAGUCUCGGACUCAUAAACUUGCCUAUAAAUGAAUAUAAGCGCGUUAGACCGUUACACCAUCGACCCAAUAUGGUUAAUAUGUAUUUGUUUUUUUUUUCUGCUGUUGUAUGAAUAUUCAGUAUUUUAAAUUGUUUUAAUGCAGAUCGACACGAAUUUAUUGAAGAGGCGUCAACUCAACAUCUUAUGAUCCUCUUUUGCGUUAUACUUGGUCAGCAUAUAAUGAUCCGCCCUGUUCACUAAUACCAUUGUAAGUAGAGCUGGGCGAUUAUAAAAAUAAAUAAUCGAUUAUAUAAAAUCGAUUUUUUCGAUUAAUUGAUAGAAAAUAAACGAAUAAUCGAAAAUAAUCCAGUCAUCGAUUUUUUUUUGAUUAAUUAAUAGAAAAUAAUCGAAUAAUCGAAAAUAAUCGAUAAUUCAAAAAUAAUCGAUUAAUAAAAAAUUGGAUUAUCGAUUUUUCAAAAAAAAAACAAAAUUUAUCGAUGAUUUUUCCCACCAAAAAAGUAAUUCUUUGACUCGAGAAUCUUUGAUUUUGUUCUACAGGAUGCGCAAAAAAUACUAUUGUGGAUUUGCAAAAAAAAUUAAGUCAACAUUUUUGGAAGCGCUUUAAUAAAAAAAACUUUUAGCUUUUUGUUUGCUACUUAAAAGCUCAAAAAAAAAUUGUAAUAAAAUAAAUAUAAUUUUGCAAAUGCACAAUUGUAAUUUUUAUUGCGCACCCUGUAACAACAAAAUCGAAGUUUCUCGACAUAAAUCGCAUUUAUUUAACAAAUAAAAGAAAUUGAAAAAUGACAUUUUUGGAAAAUUUUAAAAUAAAUACUUUUACAAGUAUCUAAUUAUUUAUAUUUUUACUAAUAAAAAUUAUAUUUGAAAAGUCAGUCUCAAGAUCGGGACAUUAAUUCUUACUUAUUAUUGAUUACAGUGCGGUAAAACAACUGAUGGGUAACUUACCAAGUUUGGUGUUAAAUUAAAAAAAAUCUUUAAAAUUAAAAACAAAAACUUCCCGGUGUACAGAAUGUCCAAUUAUACUGUAGCAAUUUCGUGGCGGAGUGUUAAGGCGAGAUUUUUAUAAUAUCUCAUUAACUAAAAUUUUUGAGAAAUUUUAAAUAUGUUGGUGUAAUGUUACUAUAUCUUGAAAAUGUUCGUCUAAUACUUCGUCGGAUAAAACUGCAUAAUUUAAAAUACGUUUAUCACAAUUAAUGUAGUUUAAAAAUAGAUUCAGCUGUUCCUACAGAAUUACAAAAUAUUCAGAAAUUAUAAAAAUAUAAUGAAAAUAAAUUAAAAAAAAAACAGAAAUAUAUCAUUAAAAAGAUUAUAGCCCAGUAAAAUUACUAAAAAUUUAGAAAUAUUUCUUAAAAAUAAUAAAAAUUUCCAUUCAAUUAAACAAGAAAUACUAAAGUAGCAACAACUGACUCUUACUCGUAUCUUGGUCAAUUUAUUUUUUUAAGAGCGAUCUGUGCUGGUUUCAGAUCCAAUAGGAGUUUUCUUUUAAAAAAAUGAUGUUAUAAUGUUUCGAAGAAAAAAUACAUAAUAUUUAUAGUCAAAAAUUCUGUUGACGACCAUCUGCUGGCUUCAGAUAAACAGGAACAAUUUUCGAAGUAAUAUUAUGGACGUUUGUUUAAAGAUUUUAUGAAUUAGAUGAGAAAAGUAAAUUUAGAUAGCAUAUACAAACAGAUACAAAAUUAUGGUAAAGAGAUCGAUUUUAAAGUUAUCUAGAUAUUUUUCUCAUAAAAUUCCCAUUAAUGUUUUUCAAUCAUUACCUUUAAGACACUAUUCUAAUAAAGUUUAUUUAUUUUUUAAAGUUAUAAUCUUUUUUUUUUUUUUUCGUAUAAUUCUGAAUACUUUAUUUAUUGCGUUCUUAAAAUUGAGUUAAUUAUUUUUUGUUACAAGUGCCAUUUUACAAAUAGAACAUAUUUAAAAAAUCUUUAUUUCUUACAAAAUGUUAUUAAUUAGUUUUCUAAGGUUUCUUUAAAGUACAAAUGAAAUAUGACACGGUUAAAAAUAAUCUAUUUUUUAAUGUAUCUGAUGUAUUUAAAACCUAAGAGAAUAGUUUGUUGACUCUACGUAAUAAAUAUAUUUUGAACGCCACUGCAAGUCACAGACUUUUUUUGGUUUGUUCAUGUUUUUUUUGCAACAUCACGAUCUUUAUAUGCCGCGUUUGAAUAUCCACAUCCGAUGCAUUUUUUACAUCUCGAGCGUUUGUUUAUCCACAUUGGACACAUCUCACAUACUUUGAAUACUUUGAUUUUCUUUUACUAUACGGAGAAUGGUCGCACUGCGCAGUUUUCUGAGUGCCUUUUAAAAGGAGAUAGAAAACUCCGCCAUUUUGAACCCUUAUUACGUGUUGCCUACAUCUUGGCGCAAUAUUUUUAAUAGGUGCGUUUUAAUCAUUCGCUUCUGCUUCGGAAUUGUCGGUUUUCUUGUUUUAAUCUGACAGGUUAAAACGACUAAACCGACAAUUCCGGAAGCAGAAGCGGAUGAUUAAAACGCACCUGAUAUUUUGCUUGCUGCUGUCAAUGUCAGUGAAUAUUAUUUUUGAAGUCACAGUUUAUUGCUAAAGAAUCAGUUAGCUCACUCGGACCAGUUGAAAAUUCCAAAAUAACAUCCACUUCAGGGAUACAAAUUCAGGAUACGCAGAAGACUGCUGUUUUAUUAUAGGUGGUUGUCAUAUAUUGUAUUAUCCGAGUUGCACAGUGUAUAAACUGAAACAUUGAGAUCAAAAGUGCCGACGCAGAGUGAGCGAUCUGAUUCUUUAGCUGUAAACUGUGUCACAGGGUUCAAAAUGGCCGCGCCCUAUGUUGGGCAUGUCGAACCUCUCUCUUGCCUCGUAUAGUAAUCAAAGUAUGUGACACAUCUACUACAUCUACAUCUGCGUUUGUUUAUCCGAGAUGUACCUGACCAGAUUACAUUUUUUACAUCUCGAUUUGAAAUGAGAUGUGAAUGAGAUGUACGUUCCAUGCCAGAAAGUAAGUGUUCUGUGAAGCCAAGUUUGUCAAUUUAUCCUUUGUUUCUGCUAGUAUGAAUAUAAAAGUGAUUAGUUUGUUUAAUUUUUGUUUAGAUUUCAAAUUUAGGUUGAUUUGUAGUCUCAAAAAUCAAAUUUAAAAAGUAUAAGCUUCUAACUUGUCAUUGUCAUUUUAUCACAUGACCAAUAAAGUCUAGAGCGUUUGUUUAUUACAUCUACACAACAUCUCAGAUGCAUCCGAUGUGGAUAUUCAAACGCGACAAUGUAUCUCGUACAUAUAAGGUCUUUUCCUUUGCAUCGAAAGUGUAGCACUGAGCUACGUUAUUUCUGAAAAUAGUGUUCCAUCCAUACAAUUUGUAUAAAUGGAACGAUAUUUUCAGAAGUGGUGUAGCUCGGUCCUACACUUUCGAUGCAAAGGAAAAGACCUAUUUAUAAAUACAUCUCGCACAAAUGUUCUGGAAAAUUCUCCGCUCCAUACCAUGUGUACAGUAACAAAUUCUAUUGUCAAUGAACUUGAUAUAUUUAGUUACAAUAGGUCUUUUCCUUUGCAUCGAAAGUGUAGCACUGAGCUACGUCACUUCUGAAAAUAUCGUUCCAUCCAUACAAUUUGUAUAAAUGGAACGAUAUUUUCAGAAGUGGUGUAGCUAAGUGCUACACUUUCAGAUAUAAAAUCCCACUUUUUAUCUUAGUUCAUUUGUUAAUUUUGUUACCUAUUACGAAAUACAAGUUCUUUUUAUGUGCUUAACAUUCAUAUAAAAAAUUGUGAUUUAUUAAUAAUUAUAUUCUGUCAAUUCCUGCUCUGUAGACAAAACGGUGGAAUCGAUCCUAAUUGUGUUUAUGACCGGUAGAGUAUUGUAUUAUAAAUAAAUAAAAAUAAAUAAAUAUUUAAAUAUCUUCAAACCUCUGAACUUCAAACUACAAAAAUUGUAUAUAGAAACAACAAAAAAGAAAACUUUUUGCCGAUGUAUCAAAAUAUAUUACCAGUAGUGGUGAUUAGUGACCGAAAUAUCAAAAUAAUUAAAUUUUUUAUUUUCAUUGCAAAAAUGAAAUUGAGUGAAAUUACCUAUUCUCUAGGUCUUAAAGACAUUUGUACAGAUGUACAACUCUAAAUUUUUAAGUGACUAAUAUAUCCAGUACUGUACCUAUUAUGCGGAUACUAAAUUAGCCUUUUACACAUAAUAGGUAGGUGUGUAGGUACGUACUAACCAUACCAUACCUACUUAAACUACAGUCAGAGGAUAUUUAGGCACGAUGUUUUUAUGAAAACUGUGUAAUCUGAGUAACGUACAAAUCAAUUUUUAUUCUAUUUAUUGCUAAUUAUACUAUUUUUGAUUACAAUCGAUUUUUUAUUCUGAAUUUGAAUUAGACUGAAUUUUUG
Messenger RNA from Psylliodes chrysocephalus, 10713 nucleotides. The record is from the annotation of a GenBank genome assembly. Lineage: Eukaryota; Metazoa; Arthropoda; Insecta; Coleoptera; Chrysomelidae.